Messenger RNA from Arachis ipaensis, 1937 nucleotides. The record is from RefSeq and is a predicted model, not a curated record. NCBI's taxonomy places the organism in Eukaryota, Viridiplantae, Streptophyta, Magnoliopsida, Fabales, Fabaceae.
UGUUGGUGCUGAUCUUUAAUUUGGAUUGUGGAGCUCUCUUCAUAUGACAGUGUCAUGUUCGUUCUAUGAAAUAAGCCUUUGGAUGAAUGUUUAUUAUAUUAGACCUGUACCUAUGUGAAUUGCCUUUGCUAAUGUGUUAGAUGGUGUUUUAAUCAAUGAACAAGCUUUUACUCUCAUUAGCCAAGGCAGGGGCUGCUGCAUUAAUUUUUCACUUGCUGAUAUACCCUUGUACACUAUUGUUGAAGUUCCUGUAUUUUACUCUUCAACAUUCUGUGAACUACAUCACACUUUUUAAUGCUUUUUUGUUUAUUUUGAGAUGAUAUUCUGCUACUUUCAGGGUCUUCUUGAAGCAAUGAAAGAGGUGAUGCCCGAAGCACCACAUCGUAAUUGUGUGAUGCAUAUGUGGAAAAACUUCAUCAACCGAUUUAAGGAUCUGCAAGUCAGAGAUGUGGUUUGGGAGUGUGCAAGUUGUUCAACCCCUCCUGAGUUUGUAGAGACUAUGGAAAAGCUUAAGAAGAUUAAUGAAGAGGCGUGGGAGUAUCUUACAAGAUUUGAUCCUCGGGUGUGGGUGAAGGCUUACCUUAACCAUGGCCCCAAGGUUGAUUCUUUGACAAAUAAUAUGUGUGAAUCCUGGAAUGCCAAAAUAGGAAAGUACAGAGUGAAGCCCAUUCUUACAAUGUGUGAAGAGUUGCGCUGUUAUGUCAUGCGGAGAAUGACGAAGCAUAUCACUCUACUAUCAAAUUAUCCUGGAAAGCUUGCUCCCGUACAGCAAAAAAGACUUGGCCGAUUGAUUAAGCCCAGCAACAGAUGGAAUGCAGUAUGGACAGGUGACAACGAGAGGAAGCGGUUUGAAGUGAGUCGCAAAGCAUCAAAAGUUGAUGUUGAUUUGAUGAAGCAUACUUGUUCAUGCAACAUGUGGCAACUAACAGGAAUGCCUUGUGUUCAUGCGAUUGCUGCUAUUAGGAAGAAGCAUGAUAAGCCAGAAGAGUAUGUGCACAAAUGGCUUUGCAUGGAGUCCAUCUAUCUGACUUAUGCACACUCAAUCCAACCAGUUCCCAGUGAAGAAUAUUGGCAUAGAACAGGUUAUAUCAAGCCAACUCCUCCACCUAUCAAGAGGCCCAUUGGUAGGCCAAAGGUGCAUAAAAGAAAGAAGGAUCCAGUAGAGGAUUUGAUCCAAGGGGACAAGGUAAGAAAAACAUUUCGCAUAACAUGUAGCAAGUGCGGCGAGAAGGGUCACAACUACAAGACAUGCAAGGGAGCACCAUCUAAUCCUAACUGGAAGCCUAAAACCAGGAAACCAAAGCACCAGAACUCAAGUAGUCAGGCACUAGUGGAACUUCCAUUAUCCCAAUCUGCUCCAGAGCCUGAGGCUGGCCAGAAUACACAACAGGCAGCUCCAGCUGAACAAGCACAGGACACUUCUUCACAUGCAGCACCAUUCAACCAAGCACCAAUCAAGACAACAAAACAUACUCAUUUCAAAAAACCAGCUAAAUUUAGGCCAAAGCAACCAAUCAAAAGGCCACCUGCACCAACUACAACUCAGACUCAAGUUGCUCCACAAAUUUCAACAAGUGUGACAACAACAUCUAGUGGAGGAGUAUCAAAGGAGACACUGGCAGCAACAACUUCUGCCACAACAGGACUAUUCAAGUUUAUACCAAAUCCAGGCUUCAAGAACCAAACAAAGUGACGUGCUUGUUCCAGACUUAUUUUGGAAACAAAAAAUUAGUUUUUCGCUGCAAUAGUUGGUUGUAAUACAUAUUGGCAAACUUUAUUUUAGCCAAUUUAGUUGCUUAUGAAUUUGUAUUUUGGAAUCUGCGGGCUGAUAUACUUGCUACAGUUACUUAUCCUAGAUGUUAUUAUGUUGUGGUAUGACAAUAUUCCUAUAAUAUGGUUUAGGUUGAAUGAAUGAAUUAUUAUUGAUUGAAUGAAUU